AGCUGAAAUUACAGUAACGGACAAAUCACAAGUUAGAUAACACCGACUUUGAGAUAAAAGAGCAAUGCCACUGCCAGUAUCUCCAGGUCUUCGAUUCCUCUCACUCUUCCGCCACUCCCUCUCCCACAAUCCAACCCUCUCCUUCCCCUAUCUCACUUUACUCCGCCGCUCCAUGGCUACCGACUCCGUUAGCCCAUCCAACACCCGCGUCGGCUGGAUCGGCACCGGCGUCAUGGGUCGCUCCAUGUGCUCCCACCUCAUCCAAGCCGGUUACUCCCUGACAGUCUUCAACCGCACCCUCUCCAAAGCCCAAUCCCUCCUCGAAAUGGGUGCCCGUUUGGCUCAGUCUCCCCUCGCCGUCGCCUCCCAAUCCGACGUCGUUUUCUCCAUCGUUGGCUACCCCUCCGACGUACGCUCCGUCUUAUUAGACCCCACCUCCGGCGCCCUUGCCGGCCUGCGCCACGGCGGUGUCCUCGUCGACAUGACCACCUCCGAGACCUCCCUUGCCGCCGAGAUCUACGCCGCAGCAUCCGCCAAGAACUGCGCCGCGAUAGACGCCCCGGUAUCCGGUGGCGACCGCGGCGCCAAGAACGGAACCCUUGCGAUCUUCGCCGGUGGGGACGAGUCGGUGGUCAACCGUCUGAACCCACUGUUUUCCCUUCUAGGAAAAGUUAAUUACAUGGGUGCCCCCGGAAAAGGGCAAUUCGCGAAGCUAGCGAACCAAAUCACAGUCGCCUCGACCAUGGUGGGGUUGGUGGAGGGGAUAGUGUUCGCUCACAAGGCAGGGCUCGACGUGGGUCUGUUCCUAGACGCGAUAUCGACCGGUGCGGCAGGGUCCAAGUCCCUGGACGUGCACGGGAAUAGGAUUUUGAAGAGGGACUUCGAGCCGGGGUUUUAUGUGAACCACUUCGUGAAGGACUUGGGAAUUUGUUUGAAGGAGUGUCAGAACAUGGGCCUGGCUUUGCCGGGGUUGGCUUUGGCUCAGCAGCUCUAUCUCUCGCUCAAGGCUCAUGGGGAGGGCAACUUGGGAACCCAAGCUCUUAUCUUGACUCUGGAGCGGCUCAAUAAUGUUUCUCUUCAACCUGCGGCGACUCCUCCGUCAUAGACUGCGGCUGCCUCAUCUUGGUCUGAAUGCUGCGCGUUAUCCAAUUGCCAAGUACAUGUGUCAAUUGGACCCUACAGUCUAAGUGGUAAUUCAUGAACAAUGAGAUUGAAUUGGAUGUUUGAAAACUUGGAGGAUCGUUAUAGUUUCAUAAAGGUGUUCACAAGCUGCUCUUUAGUGGAGGAACUGCAAUGCAAGGUUGCCUGAGGAGACAAGAUCACAAACAAGGUGGACAUUUAUUUUAAUAUGCUUAGCCCAAGCGUGGAAGAUUGGGGUUAGUAAUAUAUCUACAAUGGGACCUAUUUAUUGUCGAUGGUGUCAGCACUUGCUUGGUAAUCAAUUUUUGUGCUGACCAAGAGAUCGUGCAUUGCUUCCUGGACUUCAAGAAGAUGAGGUUGCAGCGAAAGAAGAUGCAAUUUCCACCGGUGGAAGAAUGGUAGUCAUAAGGGCACUUGGCUCAGCCUGGGUCGAAGUAAGCCUUGAGAGUUGGUGCGGAGGAGCGUAGAGGAAGCAAACCAUGAUGAGCAGUGUGGCGCAAAUAAUGCAAGAUGCAUUUGAUGGCACUCCGGUGCAGUGCUGUUAGCUGGUGCAUGAAUUGGCACACCUUGCUGACCAUGGCAAAGGUGAGGUCUGGAUGAGUGAUGAACAAGUAUUGGAGUGACCUGACAACACUUUGACUCGUUGUUGGGCAGAGAAUGCAUCAUUAGUGAACUACGUGAGAGAGGCGCUGGAGCUCAUCAAAGAGAAAACAGGCUUUGCAUGCUGCAUAUUUGUCUAGACAAGGAGAUCAACAGUGAAACAUGGAAGCUCGAUUGCUCAAAGAUCUGUUCACCAAGGAAGAAGCAUUGGAUUUGGCGUAGGAGAUUGCAAAGCAGCAUUGAAGCUUAUGAGGAAACUGAAUGGAAGCUUCAAGAGGCUUAGAGCUCGAUCGCUCACAGAUCUGUUCGCCAAAGCGGUUGCCAUUUAUGGAGUUCGGCUGUGUCUCUCUUCUCGGUGAAAAACGUUCAGCUUUCAUGCUCUUUGAGCAAUUGUGAAGUGAGGGUUUCAUGCCCUGUAAGGUAGGAAAACUCUGUUGAAAGGUGAAUUCGUGGUGGGUUUGAGGGUCAGAGUCCAGACAAAAGGAGAGAGUUGGUUUUAGCGGGUUCGACCCACAAGAUACUUCAACCCGUUUUUUAUGGUCUGGUCAGGUCGGGUCAUACAGAUGGGCCGGGUCAUAGCAUUUUCUGCACAGGCCUAUGUAUAUCGGAAGCUUGUGUGUAUAUUUAUAUUGAUGAGCAGUUCCUAGAGAUUGUAGUUUAUCCAAGUUAUAUUGAUACAUACUUAAAAUUGAACUUAAACCAGUGAUUUGCUGA
This is a messenger RNA of Carya illinoinensis, 2454 nucleotides long. RefSeq names its product probable 3-hydroxyisobutyrate dehydrogenase-like 1, mitochondrial. The record is from RefSeq and is a predicted model, not a curated record. Gene Ontology annotation, molecular function: NADP binding; oxidoreductase activity; NAD binding. Lineage: Eukaryota; Viridiplantae; Streptophyta; Magnoliopsida; Fagales; Juglandaceae. Bases 65 to 1105 code for a protein of 346 amino acids. The transcript has 2 exons.